AUGGCUACGCCGCGCGAACAGUACCAGAUCCCCACGUCGCAGGCAGGCGGCAGCUCCCAAGGUGCCGGUGCUAGCCGUAGCAAUGUAUUCGACACCAUGGACCCCAAUGCCGGUCUUGCGACUAUGCACUACAUCUGCGGUGACUGUGGAACCAAAUUCCCUCUGAAGCGCAACGAUCCUAUCCGGUGCAAAGAGUGUGGAUGUCGUGUUCUUUACAAAGAACGCACUAAGAGAAUGGUGCAGUUCGAGGCCCGAUAA
Annulohypoxylon maeteangense is the source of this 258-nucleotide messenger RNA. Its product is annotated as DNA directed RNA polymerase. The transcript has 2 exons. Lineage: Eukaryota; Fungi; Ascomycota; Sordariomycetes; Xylariales; Hypoxylaceae. Gene Ontology annotation, biological process: DNA-templated transcription. Gene Ontology annotation, molecular function: DNA binding; zinc ion binding; DNA-directed RNA polymerase activity. The coding region runs from base 1 to 258 and encodes 85 amino acids. The record is from RefSeq and is a predicted model, not a curated record. Gene Ontology annotation, cellular component: RNA polymerase III complex; RNA polymerase II, core complex; RNA polymerase I complex.